Molecule: messenger RNA, 1570 nt
Organism: Metschnikowia bicuspidata var. bicuspidata NRRL YB-4993
Lineage: Eukaryota; Fungi; Ascomycota; Pichiomycetes; Serinales; Metschnikowiaceae
Exons: 1
Coding region: 386-1201 (271 amino acids)
Source: RefSeq, a predicted model, not a curated record
AAGUGGGGUAUCGAUUUUCUGCUUUUUUUUCUUUGUUGUCUGGGCUAUCUCGACCUUGAAAAAUCCUCUCGUUCCUGACGGAAUCUUUCAGUUUGCAUCUAUUCUCACGUCUCAUUAUUAUUCUCACGUCUCGUUAUUUUCCGGUCGCCCUAGGCUGCUCGCCCCAUAGUUAAGCAUUGGCGAGGACGCGGUAGAACGUCUCGCAGCAGAGCCAGAUUAGCUAAUAAUCGGAUAUUCACACUGACGAAUAAUCGAAUAUCCCACGGAAUUAAAUCGGCUUGCCCCCGAAAUAAAUAUCCCGACUUCAGCAUACCGUUUCUGGUGGGCACAGUUGCGUGGUAUUGGCAGAAUUGGGAUUUUGCACCUGCUGCAAAGACACGAACUUAUGGUGGUGGCAAACAAUGAUAGGCAGGCCAUCAAUUUGGCCCCCGGGGUCGUGCUAGCAGGGCACGCCUCCAUGCUCGACACGGCAAUUAUGAGCGACGUGAAAGUCGUAGUCAAUUGUGGAUCGACCUCGAAUUUCCUCCGGUUUCUCGACGAGUAUCAGCCCGUGGUGUCAUCUGACAUAAUAGUGCUCAACUUGGACCCGUAUGCGUCAUCAGCAGACCCGCCAUAUAUGGACUUCCACUCUCGGUUCAACCGUGUGCUUCAGAAUUACUUGGCGUUUUUUUAUAGCUACAACAAGGACGUGCAGUUUUUCAUCAACUCCAACUACGAAAACAGCAAGCUCUCCUUGGACUCGCCCACGAUGAACGGCGUGCCGCUUCGCCUGUUGUUCAACAUCAACAGGUUGUUGAAGCUCAUCAAAAACGUGAACGGCACUGCGGGAUUCUUGUUUGUGUCGGGCCACUUCGGACUGCUGCACCACUCCAACGCCCUUUUGUAUGCGUUGGCAAUGCUGUACUUGAUGGACAACUACAACUACAAUUUCGAGGCCAGCUACAGAUUCUUGCAGUCGCUCCUUCCGCCGCCGGGAGGAGCAAGCGCCACCCCGUCGCUCUUUCCUGUUGCGCCGGAUCUAUUCAAUCCAAACCACUACGACGACGUGUUGCUCAUCGACAGCCUCAAGAAGUUCUAUGUGGAGAACGGAAAAAUCAAGCAGUCUGAAAGCGGGGUCAUGACGAGAAAUUUCAAGUUGAAGCGGUCGAUCGAAAGCCUCGACUCAGUGUCUACCAUGCGGCCAGUUAAACGAAUGGCAUGAUCCGGGGCGCAACUUCAGCCAUCAGGAAAGCCGGAGAACAUAAAUAGAACUAGUCAGAAGAAAAACAAAGAAUGUCAUGGAUUCAUAUCGCCCUCACGGCAGCCUAUAGUACAUCUAUUUUUCGGGAAUGGACAACCCCACCAUGUUGGCGGUUUUCCGAACGUUGUCGCCCUGGCUCAUUGUCAAGCCGGGAUUGUAUCUUUCAAGAAGCUCGUUGUAAACCCUUUGAUUCUUCAAGUAGGCUGUCACAUUCUGCAAGUUAUGGAGGUCUUCCUUGGAGUCUAGAAGGUUCCUCACCUUGGAGCUGUCUAGAGGAGGAAUUUCGGCCUUCCCCGAUUCAAGAGCAUCGAGCUGAGCCUGUACUUUCUC